Molecule: messenger RNA, 4404 nt
Organism: Chelonoidis abingdonii (Abingdon island giant tortoise)
Lineage: Eukaryota; Metazoa; Chordata; Testudines; Testudinidae
Source: RefSeq, a predicted model, not a curated record
UAGCAAUCUUUGGUAUACCAGAAGUGUUGCUGUGGCAACAGGGAGGAAAUUAUCAAGUGGUUGCUGUACUUUAUCAGGUCAACAUGGAUUCGUGGUUCUUUGUCCUUUUGCUUGGAAGUGGCCUGACAUGUCUAGGUGGGCACAUCGUUACCUCAGUGCCACCGUCCACAGAGCACACCUCUGCCAUGCAUUCCAUGAAAGACCUUACAUCAGAGCCAGAUGGCAAAAAGGGCACUAGUCCAGACAAUCUGAAUGCUAGCUCUCCAGCGACCGUACCUACCAUAGUGCCUACCACGCAAGCCCCAAAGCUCCCUCUGAACACCACUGUCAGUUUGCUGGGCAGUGAAACCCAAACCACGAGGACAGCUGUGUCUGCACCUGAGUCCACCUCCAGUCCACCCAGCACGAUGUCUUCUGCUGCACAAACAGCUUCAGAAGAUGUAAAGACAGGGACCACAGUGGGGAACAUCACUAUGGCAGUAACUUAUCCAGAAAUCAUUGUCACUUCAGGUGAGCCAUCAGAAGGCCCAGCUGAUUCUGAUCCGGAGAGAAGAGAUGAGACUCCAAUUAUAGCUGUAAUGGUGGCCCUAUCUUCCCUGCUAGUCAUAGUAUUUAUAAUUAUUGUGCUGUACAUGUUAAGGUUUAAGAAAUACAAGCAAGCUGGGAGCCAUUCCAACUCAUUUCGCUUGUCCAAUGGCCGAACAGAUGACACAGAGCCUCAGAGCAUGCCGCUCCUUGCCAGAUCUCCCAGCACCAACAGGAAGUACCCGCCACUGCCUGUGGAUAAAUUGGAAGAGGAGAUUAACCGGCGAAUGGCAGACGACAAUAAGCUCUUCCGGGAAGAAUUCAAUGCUCUCCCAGCAUGCCCAUCCAGGCCACAUGUGAACUGCCUCCAAGAGGAAAACAAAGAGAAGAACAAUUAUGUGACAUUCUGCCUGUAGUAUGAUCAUUCCAGGGUUCAUCUGACUCCCAUUGAAGGUGUCCCGGAUUCUGAUUACAUUAACGCCUCCUUCAUUAAUGGGUACCAAGAAAAAAACAAGUUUAUUGCUGCACAAGGACCAAAAGAAGAAACAGUAAAUGAUUUCUGGAGAAUGAUUUGGGAGCAGAACACAGCGACAAUCGUCAUGGUGACUAAUCUGAAAGAGAGAAAAGAGUGCAAAUGUGCUCAAUACUGGCCAGAUCAGGGCUGCUGGACUUAUGGAAACAUCCGGGUGUCUGUGGAGGAUGUGACUGUCUUGGUUGACUACACAGUGCGAAAGUUCUGCAUUCAACAGGUAGGUGAUGUCACAAACAAAAAGCCUCAGCGCCUGGUGACCCAGUUCCACUUCACCAGCUGGCCUGACUUUGGGGUCCCCUUCACCCCUAUUGGGAUGCUGAAGUUCCUGAAGAAGGUGAAGACGUGUAACCCCCAGUAUGCAGGAGCGAUUGUUGUUCACUGCAGCGCCGGGGUAGGACGCACAGGCACUUUUAUCGUCAUUGAUGCCAUGCUGGACAUGAUGCAUGCAGAGAGGAAGGUGGACGUGUACGGUUUCGUGAGCCGGAUCCGGGCUCAGCGCUGCCAGAUGGUACAAACCGAUAUGCAAUAUGUGUUUAUAUACCAAGCACUUCUGGAGCACUAUCUGUAUGGAGACACAGAGCUAGAAGUGACCUCGCUGGAGACCCACCUCCAGAAAAUCUACAACAAAGUGCCCGGGACCAGCAGCAACGGGCUAGAGGAGGAGUUCAAGAAACUAACUUCAAUCAAAAUCCAGAAUGACAAGAUGCGAACAGGCAACUUGCCGGCAAACAUGAAGAAAAACAGGGUGCUUCAAAUAAUUCCAUAUGAGUUCAAUCGAGUGAUCAUUCCAGUGAAGAGAGGUGAAGAGAACACAGACUAUGUCAAUGCGUCCUUUAUUGAUGGUUAUCGCCAGAAGGACUCGUACAUCGCUAGCCAGGGCCCUCUCCAGCACACAAUAGAGGAUUUCUGGAGGAUGAUCUGGGAGUGGAAAUCUUGCUCUAUAGUUAUGUUAACAGAGCUGGAAGAGAGAGGCCAGGAGAAAUGUGCCCAGUACUGGCCUUCUGAUGGCUCUGUGUCCUAUGGAGACAUCACCAUGGAGCUGAAAAAAGAGGAGGAAUGUGAGAGCUACACAGUGCGGGACCUGCUAGUAACGAACACCAGGGAAAACAAGAGCCGGCAGAUUCGACAGUUCCAUUUCCAUGGCUGGCCGGAAGUUGGAAUCCCUAGUGAUGGGAAAGGAAUGAUCAAUAUCAUUGCAGCUGUGCAGAAACAGCAGCAGCAGUCUGGGAACCAUCCAAUCACUGUGCACUGCAGUGCCGGGGCAGGAAGAACAGGAACCUUCUGUGCACUGAGCACUGUCCUAGAAAGGGUUAAAGCUGAGGGGAUUCUUGAUGUCUUUCAGACAGUGAAGAGUUUAAGAUUACAGAGGCCGCAUAUGGUGCAGACACUGGAACAGUACGAAUUCUGCUACAAGGUGGUGCAGGAAUACAUUGACGCCUUCUCAGACUACGCCAACUUCAAGUGAAAAAACAAAACAAAAAGAAACAAAUGACAGAAGAGUUGCCUUCUUUAAUAUUUUGUAAUAUUCUGUUUGUUAAUAUACCCCCCAAAAUAUGUGUAUAUAUCUUAACUGUUUUAGAGAUUGGUACCAUAGGCUUCAUAUUAGCUGGAGAUUUUAUAUGUAGCAAAAAGUGUUAGCGCGGAUACUGUUGGCUUUUUUUUUUCCAAUGUUUUAUUGGGGAAUUAAAUAGCGUGAUGUUUGGAUUAAUAUUGUCAAUCCAUCUCUCUGCUGGAGAGUUGAUAUAGGCUGUUGUUUUGUUUGUAAAUCUUUUUUUUUUUUCUUUCCCUGAGGGAGUAAAGCCUUUUUAAAAAUAAUAGUAUUCUGGAUCUCAUCUAAAAGCACAAGCUUUUCCGAACCUGUGAGGAAAUGGUUUCACAUUUUCCUGCUGUUGUGCUCUGAAAAGAAAGAAAGGAAGAAAGAAAAAAAAGCUUAUUCUGUAUAUAUCCUAGUUUUUGUAUAAAAAGAGAAAAAGCAAAAGUUUCUUUCUCCAGGACUAAAUAAGUCUGUGUCACCAACUGAAAAUGGUAAAUAGACUUUAAAUGGCAGCAACAGUUGAGAUUUCAACCAGAAAAAAAGGAUUUUUGCUCCCUAAAGGAAACUUCCCGGUAUGUGUGCCAGAUUUCAGAUUGGUUUUAUCUGCCUCUCAGUCACAGCCUUGUCUGGCACUUAUUGGCAGGCAGCAUGGUAGGUCGUUUAGAUGUCUAGCUGAACUGCAUGUGCAGUCAGGUACGUGGAUGGCCUUACCUGCUCUUGCAAUUAAGAAAGGCCAUUGAAAUCUUCUGGCUCUCUGUCCAUCUGUGUUCAUUAGUGAACAGUAGCAGCUUUGUUGUUGUUAAUAUUAAGAUUCAUUUUCUCUCUCUCUCUGAAGGCAAAGCCAAAUGUUUCACUCUAGCCUUGUGUACUCUGGGAGUUUCAGUCAUUGGUGUCCAGCAAGUGGUGUAGCUUCACCAGCACAGAUGCUUUGUAUAGACAGGCAAAGCCUCUAAAAGUCACUGUUUGUACCUCUGCCUGAAACUGGGGUUAAGCUACACUUGUGCAAAUCAUGGUUUCUUGCAGCUUUGCCUGUCUGUGUGGGGAGUGUGCACUGGCACAGCUCCACCAAUGGCUGCAGCUGGGGCAAAUCCCCAGUGUAGACAGGGGCUUGGACUGUAUUCUGUCAUGAGAGCCGUGUUUACUUCAUGCUUGUCUUACAACUGCCAAGGGUGUUUGUUGCUCCAUGUCAGUUAUGGGUUGGCCAACCCAGUUUCCUUUAUGCUUGGAGGCAGGAGUGCCAUGUGCCUGCUAGCUGUCAACAUAUCAGAGCCUCCAUGGCCAAAAAAUGUGUUUAAUUUUACUCCUUUUCAUUUCUGUGGUCAGAAGGAAUGAGGGAAAGAGAGUGAGGAGGGGCCCUCCUUUCAGUAGGUCUCUUCUAGGUGCUGGUGCCAUGGUUUGGAGAGAAGAUGUGGCACCAUAACAAUCCAAACUUCAGCCAGCCAUUGAUUGUCCCUCAGACAUCAAGUGCGAUCAGUUCCCCUGGUACAUCUCUUCCUUCCCUCCACACCCUAUGAAUGAACCUUUAGCAGCUCCUGGGCUAGACUUUCCUCUCAUAUUAGUAUAACUACAAUGGGAGCCGAGGAUUUACACAGAAGUCAUUCUGGUGGGAGUAAGGUCAGAAUCAGGCCUGGUGGGGGGUUCUGCCAAGGAUAGUAUAGGUCCACGGGCCCAAUUCUGUAUUUCCUUAGCACUGAAGUUAAAAUUAAAAUAGAGGAGUUGAUCCUUGUAGCAUUCAGAGAGGCAGCACUACUAAUAAAAGACACUGGGAAAAGGUCUCUGGUAUCAUCCCUAAAUAAAGAUCCUGUUUGUCUGA